GCUUUAUUUUUCCUCAUGGAUGUUCUUCUCCGAGUGUAUGUAGAAGGGAGACAGCAUUAUUUCUCUGACCUACUGAACACCCUAGAUGCCGUCGUCAUUGGUGUGACUCUGCUCAUUGCCAUCACUUACAUAUUUUAUGACAAGAAGUUUCUUAGAGAUAUCCCAAGAUUAGCAGUUUUAUUUCGGCCUCUACGACUGCUCAUUCUGGUAAGAAUUUUGCAACUGGCUCAUCAAAAAAGACACCUUGAAAAGCUGACAAGGCGGCUGGUCUCAGGAAACAAACGACGAUACAAGAAGGAUGGCUUUGACCUAGAUCUCACUUACGUUACCGAGCGUAUCAUUGCUAUGUCGUUCCCAUCGUCUGGAAAGCAGUCUUUCUAUAGAAAUCCAAUUCAGGAGGUCGUGCGGUUCCUCGACACCAAGCAUCCAAACCACUACCAAGUCUACAAUCUAUGCAGUGAGAGAGCGUAUGACCCGAAACGCUUCCACUACAGGGUCCGCAGAAUCAUGAUUGACGACCACAACGUCCCCACGCUCGAGGAAAUGCUGCUGUUCUCCAGGGAAGUGAGCGACUGGCUGGCUAAGGACCCUGAAAACGUCGUGGCAGUUCACUGUAAGGGCGGAAAAGGAAGAACUGGAACCAUGAUUUGCGCGUGCCUCCUUGCUGAUGACAUAGUUUUAAGUGCAAAGGAAAGCCUUUUCUUUUUUGGGGAGCGGAGGACUGAUAAAACCAACAGCACUAAGUUCCAGGGAAUAGAGACCCCUUCUCAGAAUAGGUAUGUUAAAUAUUUUGAAAAACUGAAAUUUCGCUACCAAUGGACUCUCCCUCCAAAAAAAUUACUCAUAAUAAAAAGAUUCAUUGUUUACUCUAUUCAUGGUGUUGGAAAAGGCAAUGGAAGUGAUCUAAAAAUACAAGUAAUAAUGUGGCAGGAGACUAUUUUUUCCUGUUUUACUUCCAAAAAUUGUAUGAUAUUCCAUGACAUUGAGACAGACAGAGCAAUAAUUAAUGUAUACAACUGUCCAGCUCUGUCCGAGGAUGUGAAAGUGAAGUUUCUCUCCCCGAAUCUUCCCAAAUACUACGAUGACUGUCCCUUUUUCUUUUGGUUUCACACAUCUUUCAUAAAAAAUAACAGGCUUUAUCUAGCAAGACAUGAAUUGGAUAACCCCCAUAAAUCAAAAACAUGGAGAAUUUAUGGUCCGAAGUUUGCAGUAGAAGUGUAUUUUGGUGAGACACAGCAAGCGAUACGUGGUCGACGUUGAAU
Molecule: messenger RNA, 1262 nt
Organism: Psammomys obesus (fat sand rat)
Lineage: Eukaryota; Metazoa; Chordata; Mammalia; Rodentia; Muridae
Product: phosphatidylinositol 3,4,5-trisphosphate 3-phosphatase TPTE2-like
Exons: 15
Coding region: 16-1260 (414 amino acids)
Biological process (GO): protein dephosphorylation
Cellular component (GO): cytosol
Molecular function (GO): phosphatidylinositol-3,4,5-trisphosphate 3-phosphatase activity; protein tyrosine phosphatase activity
Source: RefSeq, a predicted model, not a curated record